AUGUCUAAAGAGGAAGUGAAACACCACAAGGCAGUCAGAGGGGCAUACAGAGGACACUGCAAUCAAGACAUCAAACGCGCGCAACUACUUAUGGCUGAUACUGAGGUUAUAAACAACACAGAACUGAAAGCAAUUGCAGAGCGGCUCUCAAGACGAUUGGACGAAAUAAAAGCAAUGGAUUGCACGAUCUUGAACGCACUUUGGAAAGGACGAAGAAAUAAGCGAAGAGACAGAUCAAGCAUUGACGUUCCAAGACGAUAUCUAUUAUUAGAUUCUGAAAAUUAAAGAAUUUGUAACAGACGAACAUCAUCCGGUGA
Messenger RNA from Porites lobata, 317 nucleotides. Lineage: Eukaryota; Metazoa; Cnidaria; Anthozoa; Scleractinia; Poritidae. The record is from the annotation of a GenBank genome assembly.